Messenger RNA from Candidula unifasciata, 483 nucleotides. NCBI's taxonomy places the organism in Eukaryota, Metazoa, Mollusca, Gastropoda, Stylommatophora, Geomitridae. The record is from the annotation of a GenBank genome assembly.
AUGGAAGCCAAGCUAGCAGCUUAUCGUAAACGGAAAGAAGAAGAAAAACAGCGGAGCAGUCACUUAUCAAUAAACUCAAACUACCACAGCCAGGACUUCCAUGAACAAUCCACAGUCAAAAGAAAACAUAACCACAACGCGAAAACUGCAGAGCAACAUAGUUCAGAAAACACUGCACGACCAGAAACCGUACCAGCAUUGGACACCAGCGGAACAUCGACUGCUACAAAACUGGUCCUGAGAAUGCUGAAACUUCUGCUGUGGCUGGCUUUAUGGGGGCUGUUUGUGGAGCUACAGUUUGGUGCUGUUUUCUUUGCUGCAUCUCUGCUGCUGUUUCUUUACUUCAACACUAGGACGGGUCCCAAGGACAACAGACCAAGUGCCUACUCUGUGUUCAACAAAGACUGCGAGAGAAUUCAGGGAACGCUGACAGCAGAGCAGAUGCAGAAGAAUAUGUUUGGUGUCCCUGGGCUUACAACGUGA